UGAGUGCGUACUGUUUGCGUGCGUUCACUCUUAUUGUCGCACGCACAACGGAUGCAGGUUGAAGGGAAUAGAGAGAGAAUUCCGUUCGGUAUCUCCGUGAAUAGUGAUCUGCGCACAUCGUCGAGGAUAGCGUCGCGGAAUAACGUGUCGAGUUUGCGAUCGCGCGGCCCGUAGGAAAAAAAAAAAGAAAGGAGGAAUCGCGUCGUUAGAGUAGACGCCGCUAUCGCCAUCAUUGGCGGCAGCGAAAAUCCGCCGACGAGUGGCACGUCUGUGUGAGAGCGGUUCUCCUUGGUAAGCGUGACGUAAUUGUAUUGAUCGCGCGCGCGGAGGAAGGGCCCCUCAGAGAGUCGCGCAUUCGCCAUCUUGGACGAAUUGUGGAGAAGUUUCUUGUGUCUCUGUGUAGGCGCGGCGCGAUCCGGUCAGAAGAGAUAAUCCGCGUCGAUCCGUGCGUUAAUCUAGUUUUAUUGGGAGUUAACCCUAUUGUGAAUUGAUAACCCAUUUGGACGGACCAAGACAAAGGGUUCGUUCUUUGGGUCUGAUUGGUACUAAAUGGUUGCGUGCAGACAGCAUGUCUACUCUGUCAGGGAUUGUGUCGAAGGGGGAGAAAGGAAAAUCCAAGUUUCAAUCACUAGAUAUCAAUAGUUUGUAUCGGGUGAGUAGGGGCGAAUCUUUGGAACCGCAUCAACAAAAAAAUACAUUACCGCGCAAACAUGGAAUGCAAAGUCUUGGAAAGGUGCCUUCGGCACGGCGUCCUCCUGCUAAUCUGCCCAGUUUAAAAAGCGAAACUAGUAGCAGUGAUCCAGCUGUCAGUCUUGUGCCAAGUGGAGGAAGUGGUUGGGCUACUACUAAGGAUUCGACGUCGUCGACCACUACUACUACUACAGUAGCAACUUCACCUGAUAAUACUGUUACUGUCUCUUCAACAGCACAAUGCGCAGCAGGAAACACUGUUUCAACAUCUCUCCACUCGCUACUACCGGGACAACAAAAUGUAUCACAAUCUCCUUUUUUGGAUCAAACAAACAACAAAUCAUCAUGGAGCGCAAUUAUGAGCAGAUCAGGAGAUGCAAUGGUUGGUUACGCGGGGCUCGUGGGGGGCGCGAAGGGGACAAGAGGUGCCCUUGGACUGAGUUUCCUCGCCCACCAGUCCCCGCAGUUCCAACACGAGUUUCCCAGUCUCAGCGGACAGCCUUCCGCCUCCGUCUCCACUCAGAGCCAGACUCAACAGUCCUCAACAUCCAAUGCGAUCUCAGUCGCAGUCCAUCACUCAUUACUGCAGCAACAGCCAUACUCCCACAACCACUCAGGUGGCACGCCGGGAAAUCAACAGCAAUCGAAUCGAGAGUUAAAUGCGCAAUAUGGUCCAGGGCCGAGUCUGCGUCCACAGACCGAAGGAAGUUGGAUUCAAGGCGGGAGUCGUACGGCAAGUGGCGCAGCGCCAGCAACAUCAGCUGGUCCCGGAAAUGGGAAUACUCCGGGGGGCCAGGGCCUCCCUUUAAAUAUACCUGUUUCAGGAGGACAUACCCAAGAGGGACCCGGUGGAGGGCGGCCGAACUUGGGCCAAUCGCCCAACAUGGGCGCGGCCCCGGCAGGCCAGCAUAAUUCCGUAAAUAACCAAGGUUCUGCGCCUUCUUCUGGUACCCAUCAAAUUGGGCCGAAUCUUCAUCAUUUUCGGGGUCUUAUUCCGCCAUUUAUGUAUAGAUCAAAUUUUCCUGGUGGAUUUCCUCCGCAAUUUUCAUCAAAUUCUGGAUCCAACAACCCCCGACCCAGAUUUAAUCAUCCCCUGGAUCGAUUUCCACCUCCUCAACGUGAGCGCGUAGUCGAGGAAGAGAUUCUGACUAGACCUAUUAUCAAGGAAGAAGAUCUUACUCGUAUGGAUGAUAUUUCACGUGAUGCAGGAUGGGCUGCGCACGAUGAUAUUGAUUAUAACCAAAAAUUGGCCUUUAGCGAUGAUGAACCUGAAUCAGAACCAUCGAAAAAUGACGAAAAAAAAGAGAUCAAGGAGAAAAAAGGCGAUAAUAAUGCCGCGGAGGAGAAGGAGAAAUCUCGAGACAAUCCUCGAGAUUCGAAGGAGCUUCGAGAUCCGUCACAUCGUCCUUGGACUCAACCUUCUAUGAAUCGCGAUUAUCGUGGAUCAAAUGGCGCGAAUGGUAAUGGUGGCUACAACAAUCAAUCGCAAUUGCACUCUGUACAUUCUUUAAGAGGUGUCGAAGACGACGAGACGUGGAACGAAAGACGUAGAAUCAAGGUUGAAGUUGCGUCCGUUGUCGAACGUGCACGAUUGCGCAAGGAAGAAGAAGAGAAACGUUUCCAAGAAUCGACAAAACAAGCGGCAGCUAAGAAAUUACAGGAUUUAGAGCAAAAGAUGAAAGAAAAACAGGCGAAGCACAAAGACGAGGAACGCACACAGUCGGGCGAGUCUAAAAGCUUGAUCAGCAUCCCACCUGUACCACUUCCUAUACCCGAAUGGGAAAGGGAGAAAGAGAAUAGAGAACGAGAGCGUGAAAGAUCUCGUACUUCGUCCGAAGGAAAGGAUGAGAAAAUUAUUGCUUCUGGACGCGAUAAUCUUGCAAGAGAAAGCCGAGAUCAAGGACUGGCGGACUUUCGUCAAAAUGAUCGACAGUCUUUCUUACGGCAACAGGAUACAGUGCGCAGCGAGCGCGAAAGGGAACGCGAGCGUGAUCGUGAUCAAAGAGACUCGCGAGAUCGCGAGCAACCAGCAUUUUCUCGACAUUUUCAAAAUAAUUUACCGCCCAGAUUUCAAAAGCAGCAGGCAGAGAGAAGCAGUGCGAAUUUCAAUCGAAUUUCACCCAAUGCAGAAAGACCUGCUUCACAAUCUGUUCCAUUCUCCCAACAAUAUGAUCCUAGCAGAUGGCUUCACAAUUACAACUCAUUGAUAGAUAGCAACAUGAAGCAGUCCAUGCCACCACAACGUCGGAACAGAACUGAUUCUGACGCAUCGGCACCAUUGGAUGAUGAACGACCCCCGUCUCGAGAUCAUCGCAGUGGUGGUGCGCCGCCGCCAUCCAGAGAGGAUCGUUAUCGACAUUCUUCGCAUCGGUCCUACGACAGUCGCAAACCGGGCGGUUAUUAUGAUGAAUAUAACCGUAAUUUCAGAGAUUAUGAGUAUGAUGAGAGACAUCCACGUGAUUCUUGGGAACGUGAAAGACAUUUUGAUGAUAAGGAACGAGAUCCAAAGGAAAAUUUGGACUCGAGAGAUAAUCGAGACAAUCGUGACGGUAAAGAUUCUCGUCCUACCAGCCGUGACGCUCGAGACAUCAGAGAUAUACGCGAUCGAGAUAAAGAGAAGAAGGAUUACGAUAGUUAUUCCAAGGAUUCUUUUGAUGAGCGAGAACAAAGGGAGCGUUCCGAAAGUUCGGAGUGGCGUGAAGAACGUAACGCGGGACAAGACAGACAACUCGAAAGUCGCCGCGACGCACCAAAGGAAGAGCGCAGCGAACGCCCGCAGAGACCGGAUUCACGCGAUAGUCGCGCUUCCAGAGAAUCGAAAACAUCUUUACGCGAUGACGAACUGCAUAAAUUACGCGAUUGUAAUUCCUGGGUGAACGAAGUAUCAGAUUAUGAGGAAAAGAAACGAGACUUGUUAUAUCACGAAGAAGUUAGGGAAAGAGAAAGAGAUAGAGAGAGAAGGCAACCGCCUGGUCCAGUUACGAAAGAAAAGAUUGAAGCGGACGAAUUGAAGAAUGAAAAGCGCAGUUUGACUCAAUUGAAGAGAGGCAGUUCUGAUCUUCAAGAAAAAAAAGAUCAACCGAAGGAAAAUUCUACCGAAAUAAAAAAAGAUACGGAUGUGUGGAAUAGAAAAACAGAGCGCGCUUCGGAAAGCAGACAAAUUGAGCGAGGUGAUAAUUCACCAAAGGCGUGGGUCGACGCGAUAUCGCCAACUUUUGAGAAGGAGGAGGAAAAAAUAGCAGAGACUGCUAAAGAAGGCAAAGAAAAUGAUGAAAUUAAGCAAAGUUUAUUGGAUAAACCAACUUUGGAAAAGAGAGAGGAGGCUAUUAUUGAAGAUGUUAAAGAACAAGUAAAAGAUGAGAAGCGAGAGAAGAAUACACGUAAUAGAACAAGCAGCGGUAGCUCUAGUUCCAGAGUUCGUGAAUCUCGCGGUGGACGUCAGUGGGGCGGAACUUUCAGUGUUUUUACUCGUUGGCGUGGUCCGGAAUCUAGAGGACGAAGAGGCGGGCCACGACCUGCUGCUGGAAAGUCUGGUAUGUCUGCCAAGAGCGGUUCCUAUGGGCAUACCGAUUCCGAAAAUAGUGCUGAUGAAGUAUCCGGCUCCACUGAGUCUGGAAAGGAGGAUAAGCGAUCCGCUCGUUCUCCGAAGCCGUCCCAGAAAGUCGAGAAAGAGGAACGCAAUCGCGAAGUGUCAAGACGAGACGAUAAGCGAGGCACUGAGACAUAUUCUCAAGCACGCAAUGAGAAGAGAGGGUACGACGGAAAACCUAGCCAUGAGGCUUUUGCACCAUCAGGCGAACCGUCCCGUCGGGGUAGAGGUGGUGGUUUUCGCAUUCGGAAUACAGCAACAGGCAACCGCAUGGAAGGUUAUGGACCGCCGUCCAGCAAGAGUCCGUUUUCAGAACGUAAUGCGGACGAAAAACAUCAACAACAGAAUGCCGGGCGGCAAAAUCCAUCGACACCAACCUCAGAGAAAGAAGCAAACCUGUUGCAAUCCACGCCAGUCGAGUCCACCGAUGACAAGAUAAUAGCGAAGCAACAAGCGCUUACGGCGGGUAUUACAGGCAGACGUAAUAAAUCCCCGAGUCAACAAACUCAACAGUCCGCCAAUAAGCAAGAAACAAAUCAAAUCACUAACGUUUUGUCUCAAAAGGCGCAAAUACGAAAGGAAGACUCGCGUUCUAAGAGAACUCGCAGUGGAAGCAGAAGGGGGAGAGAUAACCGUGAAGCUCGUUCGCGUGGUAGUAGCAGCAAUGUGUCGAAGCAGCCCCAGUCGGAUGUAGGUAAUGAGGAUUGGGAAACUACGUCGGAAAAUAGUGAAGAGCAUAUAGAGGAUCAUAAGGAGUCUCGUAACAGUCGCAACAAGCAUUUUGGUGGACGAGCCAUUCAAGCUACAAGUCAGAAUGCUAUCGGCGCAAAUCCGCAUUCGCGUAGGAACGAACAAUCUGCGACGAAUGCCAGAGAGCAACGUGAGAAAAAUCCCAAGUCUUCCAAUCCAGCGUCGCGAGCCCCAGGAGCGGAGAAACGGAACCUGCAAAACGCCGGAUUCGGCGUUCAAAAAAAUCAUAACACCGAUGGCAUACCGCCCUUGAUGCAAAAUACGCAGAUACAAAAUGGCGGAAGAUCUAGAAGUCAGAGUUCGACUAACAGCGGCGCAAUCUCAAAUAAAUCGAAUAAUAAAGAUAGUAUGGUUAAUCGUAUCGAUGAAAUCAAAUUGGCCGAUCCGAACCUCGUGAAUCAAGCGCUGAAUGAUCUCAAUAAAAAAUCUCAAACGAAAGAUAAGAAGCUAAUGGAUUCAGAAAUGGAAACCAACAGUACCGAAGACACUGCGAAUGCGGCGGCGGAGGAUAAAGUAGACGCCGACGGUUUCCAGGAAGUACGUUCCAAGAAAAACGUGAAAGAAUCGAGACAUAAUCAGAAGGAGGAAGCAAAGCCGGUUAAGAGAGAAAAGGAGAAGGAUCGCGAUCGUGAACGCGAUCGCUCAAAGUCAAAAUCAAAUGGAUCGCAGCAAGUUUUGCAGCAACAAGUACAAAAUAUUCCGCCCUUACUCGGACAGAAUAUCCCUCAACCGGCGAACAUACCGCAGAAGCGGGAAUACGACAACAGAAAUUCCAGAAAUCCAAGAUUAGCUCCGCGUUUCCAACGUCUGGUGAAACAACACCAGCAACAGCAAAUGUGCGCAACCGAUGCGAGCGACAUGAAUAAGCUGAAUAGUUCUGGAAAUAAUUAUGCCAAAGACUCGUCUAACAAUCCUGCGCCACCACCGGCGGUCAAUGCUUGGGAUAAACCUUUCACUAGCCAAUUGCGUUCGAAUUCUCCAUCCGCGGUUCCUACGGAUAUUCAGCUAAUGUCGAGUUUAACAACUCAAAAUGAUCACAGUCAUGAAGGUAAUGAGGCUAAUUCCGGACAUAGUAGUCAACGAAAUUCCCCGAGUGGCGAGAAAGCAGUGAAAAAUUUGAAGGAGACUUUGACGGAGAAGAACGUUGUGUCUGAUGUGUCUUCGCCUCCCGUACAGACCUUGAUCUUUGAAAACACGAAUUAUUCAAAGACUACGAAGACGACCGGUCCGACGGAUCUGGCGGUGAAAUCAAAGUUCUCGAAUCACAUUAAAACGCAACAGCAGCGAGCUGACAAGCGUGCGGAAAUGGAAGAAGAGGGCAACAGUCAGGUGCAGCAACAUUCGCAGCAAUCAACACUUUCCGUCGCUUUCCCCAAUAAACCGAAUGAUUUGAUAAAGGAUAAGAAUCAGGAACCUAUCCAAAUGCCGUUGUCGUUCAACAAGAACGAGGACAAUGCCGACAUGAAGUUGGACUUCACGUUUGACUCAGAUCUUUCACAGCUGACGGAGGACAAGAGUAAAAGUUUAGGCAUGCCGCGUUCUAUGCAUAUGACCGGCGGCCAGAGCACGAUAUCGCCGUCGACCGCAGAGCUCAACUUGAAAAUCGCAUCCGUGAAGAAGGUUUGGGAAAACGCGCCACCAAUGCCGACUGUAGUCGAACACGAAGACGGUAGUGGUGUAGUCGGAAGCGCGACUAGCUUCCCGCAGGCAUUCGAAAGCGGCGAUGUUGAUGAUAGUUACAGCCCGCAUCAGCAAUACAAUCAAAACAAUAUGAAAAGCGAAAUCACGACAUCCACAAAUGUGUGCAAGCUGGUUCCCCCGCAGGUGAAGCCGCAGCAGCAAUCUUCGGGUAGCGGUACGCAACCAGGAUCCACUGUGCCUGGGCCGAGUCCCAUUGGAGCUGGUCAGAGUCCUAUCGGCCAUCCUCCCGUUAGUCUUCAAGGUCCUCUAAGCCCACCCCCAUUCAAUUCUACAGGCCAGCCCUCACACAUCAACUAUCAGGAGUUUCCGCAAUAUCCUGGUUCGCAAGCGGCGCAAUACGGCGGCAUGUCGGCCAUACCAUCGCCACCGGCGGUAUUAUUCAAUACAAGCUCGGGGCAAUUGCCGGCUCAAGCGGGCGGUUUAUACGGAGCAUUUCAAUUGGAUCAAAGCCGAUCGCCAUUUACGCAGUACACGCCGUACGCUCCGUCACUCCAAAACUCGUACAGCCAGCAAAACGUAUACCUGCAGCAACCGCCACCGCCGCCGCCUCACGCACCGAAUGCCCCUACACCGGAAAUGUAUCAAAACAAUUUAUCCCAAUACCGCAUCACUGCAGCAGCUGCUCCUCCGUUUGGACAGAAUCAACAACUUAGCAACAAUCCUAAUACGGUACUUAUCAGCUCAUCGUCAAAUUCUUUGAUGUCGGCAAGUGUCAAACCAUCGUCUCAACCAAUCGGAGCUAUCGGAACUAAAGCUCCGCAUUUCCAGACUCCAUCCGCUCCUCAACCUAAUCAGUUGACUUAUAUACCAUAUGAUCCAAAUCAAGUGCUUGGUGUAAGUGGCAGUUACUUGAAUAAUUCGCAAUUAGUACAGAGACCUGGCCCAAAUGUUCAAGCAUCUGCUAAUAGUUACUAUAGUGCCACAUCUGCCGAUGUAUUCCCUGGAUCACAAACGGGCUUUUAUCAAUCUGGCGGUGCUACUCAACAAACUGGAACUCAUUACGGUUUGCAAGGAUUUGGCCAGCAUAACCAAAGUCUGGCAACGGGUAAUGCAACUCCUGUCGGUCUACAAAAUUAUGGUCCCAGUUUUUUGUCUAGUUCAGGAUUGCAAAUAGCAGCGGCGGCUCAACAAUUUCGCAAUCCUACUGGUGGUUUACCAGGACCAGGAAAUGCGGCGCCUACAUUUCUUAGUAAACACCAACCACAGGAACAACCUAGACAAUUAAAGAGCCCGUCGGGAAAUCAACAAGAUGUACUUGCAUCAGUUUUUGGCUCGACUUCUCAAAUACCGUCACCUAAAUCGAGAAAUUGCAAACAACAAUCUUCAUCACAACAGCCACAACCAAGUCCUACACAGCAUCAUAAAUAUCAACAAUAUCAGGGCGUUAGCCAGUCUGCUCUGGUAAGCAGCUACAAUAACUACGUUUUGCAACAGAAUGUACGUGGAAUGGGUAUGCCGCCUCGUGCUGGUAUCCAACCAUCGCAACAACGUUAUCCGCCUCCAAUACAGCGACCUGUAGUACCAUUUGCACCAGGUCCAAAUCCGAAUAAUCCCACGCAGCAGCAGCCUGCUUGUAUGCCAACGCAACAGCAGCAACAAACUCAAAUUAAUCGUCAUAGACCAAAUUUACACCAGCAGCAGCAGCAACGUAACAUGAAGAUGCAACAGCAAUAUUACUCAUCGCAAGGAAACGUUAAGAUGGAUUCAAAUGACAAAGCUGAUAAUCAUAAUGACAAGAUGAAUGAUGGCCCCUCUGGAACACAGCCUGUAGGUAACAAAUCUAAUGUGAAUCAGCAAGAUAGUGAUAACAAUAAGGAGGAAGUGAAUCAGCAAAACGAGUGAAAUACGUGAAUAUUUACGUGAAGGUGAACAUACUUGCUCUUCCAUUUGUGUGGAAAAACAUCUUUCUUUGAUAUAAUUUCGUCGAAAAAAAUAAGGGCAAAGAUUGACGUGCUUUUUUAUAUCAUGAGAAAGGAGCACGCAGUGACACAAUGAAAUUCGUUUAUCUACGAAAUCACGUGCUUAUAUAAUCGACUAUAGCAGUUAAAUAGAUGAAUUAAAAAUCUGAUUUCUGUGCUAUAUCGAAAGAAGAAAACUUGUAGGAAAAUAACAUAAUUUAUACGCACCUCUAUCCGUUCUUUAGUUUUAACAACAUAAACUUUUCGUCUCUAUGUAUUCGAAAAGAUAAUUAUAUUAAGUAUUAAGUAUUUCCAUUAUUAAAUAUAAUAUCGAAUAUAUUUAUAAGAAUGGCAGAGUUAAUCACGAGCGCUGAUUGAUACUGCUACAAAAAGCUUGCAAAAAGUGACACAUUUAAAAUGUCUUGUACGUUUAAAUAUUUGACUCAAGAAGAAACACGUCGUCGUCGAGUGAAAUGUUAGCUACUCGAUCACAGAUGCGAGUCGGAUAACAAAAUAUUCUGUAUCGUUAUGUGUUAAGAAUUCAUGAGAUUGUAUUUGUGGGAAAAGAGAUAAAAAAAAUGAUAGU
This is a messenger RNA of Cataglyphis hispanica, 9214 nucleotides long. It is a transcript of the gene nocte, whose product is annotated as protein PRRC2C. The record is from RefSeq and is a predicted model, not a curated record. Gene Ontology annotation, biological process: cell differentiation. The coding region runs from base 569 to 8572 and encodes 2667 amino acids. Lineage: Eukaryota; Metazoa; Arthropoda; Insecta; Hymenoptera; Formicidae. The transcript has 20 exons.